AUGGAUGGAGUCAGCAAAGUUUCUUCAGGUGUGGCUUUGCCAUAUGGAGAAAUAUGCCGUUUUCUGUUAUUUCUACCUCUGCUGGUCUUACCUUUGGUCAGUGCACAGGCUUACGGUAAAUCGGGAUCACAAACUGUGGAUGGUCGAUUCGACCUACGUGGAAGAAUCGAUGGCACAGACACGCAGCUACCUGUGUGUAACCUUACUGUAAACUCAUCUGAUGCCAGAACGUUUGCACGUGAUUGCAUACGAAGAAAGGCGAGUUUUGUUUUCUUUACACUAAAAUUCGAGAGCAAUAUUUCAGUGAUAGAGAAACACAAUUUGUUCUAUCCGUACUCUUGGAUAUGGACAUCGAAUUCGUCGAAUGGUUCUUUUCCAUUCCUAAGCUUUGACUACGACUUCAUACAUCUAUCUCUUGGACUUCUGAAGCACUACGUUCUUGAUGUACAGCUAACACUUAAAGCCGAAGAAGACAACUGUUCUCUGCAGUUAGGAAAGCAUUCUACAACGCUGGCAAUUGCAAAGGCUCUGGGCAGAAUGGUAAAACAGAAUUUACCACCAACCAAUGGAUGGAACGCCAGUGUGUUUUGCUACAAAAAACAUACCCGUCUGCAACCAAGUGAAAAGGCACUGUACCAUUUCUUAACAUACUUUGGUUACUGGAAGGACCUCACCAUCUAUUCAUGUUGCCGAUUUAAGAAAAAGGACAUGGACAUAGCGUGCGAUAUCAGCGAGAUUCCCCUAUCUGCGUGGUCAACCUUCAUUUACUUCAUCGGGUUGCUCUGCUUCAUGUACGUACCCAUACCGUUGUCAAAGUUUGGUGACUAUGUCCUUGUGCCUCAUGGAACAGUAGACUCGUCGGAUUUUCUACAUCCGAGCGAUUUUGACAAUGAGGAGACACCGUUGCUAAGGAAAGCUAAUCGCUCUAGGAUCCGCUCUUACCAACGUAUGGCCUCCCGCGGGGACAACUGGAUAUUUCUGGGAGUUCAUAAGCCGGUGACUUGGUCCUCUUUACUCGGGACACCUCUCAGGUGUGUCAGACAAAGAUUUCCCGUGUUGAUAUCAAGGCUGUGCAAAAUGUUUAUAUUUUCAGUGUUGAUUCCAUUACCUAUCUACGUAAAAAUUAUUUAUUACACGCUGUCCGCGCAAAGUACCAUUACUGAACGUAUAAGGGUCAAAAUUCCAGUUGGAUUUCUGAGUCUACCGUACGGGUUUUCGGCAAGUCACAGCAACUGGUUGACACAUUUUGGCGGACCGAUGGUUGUGCUUGGAAUUUAUUUCACAGUGGGUCAAUUCUGCAUAUGUAUUCCGAAAAACCUGUCGGCCUGCUUUGUUUCUGUGUUGAAGAGAGAAGGCCGCUAUCAGAUGACGCUACUGUCCUUGGAUACAAAACUUGUGGAGCGUUUUGGGGCUGUGAACUUGGAAGGCAAAAGCUCACACAAUCUCGUUUCUAGUCUAUUACUGGGAAAUCUUUUUACUCUGAUUAAUCCAUCAUUUUGGGGAUUUGUCUAUCAGUUCUGCUGCAAAAGAUUCCAAAGAUGCAUACGCGCUCUAAACCUGCCACUUGUUAUCAGCUGUGCCUUAGGUCUGCUAUAUUUUCUGUUUUGUGUAAUUGAGAUAGCGCUGUGUGUAGUUUACUAUGGGUGCCCCACCAUCUUUCAUCUGAUAAAUCUGAUCAGGGCUUUCUUAAUAUAUUACGCCCCACAUGGUAGUUGUAGAGCUUUGAUAUCCCCCUUCAUCAUCACUUGUCUGCUUGCAAACUAUUACGCGUUUUUUCUUCUGUUUAUUCGUGGAAUAUUUUUCAUAUUGCUUGUAUUUUAUUACACUUAUGCCGGAAUCAUACUUUAUCCAAAUAUCACGUUGGGUUACGUGAUUGGCAUUGGCACGAUGCUGAUUUAUCUUGUCCGAAGCUCACUGAAACUCAGUGACUCCUACAUGGCAAUGUUCUAUGAAAUAGUUAAAAUUAAUCUAGCCUUAGAGAAAGAAACAAAAGAAAAGGGUACAGUCGUUAAAGGCAAGAGUCUCGUUGUAAAAAAUGUAGAUGCGGCAGCGAUCGAAAAUCUUGCAAUUGGCGAGGUAUCGAUUAAUUUCACAAAGGAACAGCGUCAGCUUUUGUCGCUGGCUCCAACUCUCCUUGACACUGACAGGAAAAAAGAGUCCAUGUACAUCCGCUGGCGAGGCGCAAGUCCGGGAAUACCCUCCGAACUCUUUCGUUAUGUCGCUGAAAAGCAUCGGCCGUUAAGACGUUCAGUGUUCGUUUACCUGGUAGAGUUGUCGGCCUUUACCGUCCUGGUCGCAGCCGCUGUUAACCUUAUCGUCUCCUUUAACCAGCUGCACAACUUCACCGUGUCAUCCCAAGUGCUUACGGGAGCCGUUUUAACCGUUUUACCGAAACUAAACGAUAUAUUGACCACAGAGGCUGAACGAGCUGUCAAGCAAGAACUGCUAACAAAUAAACUUAAGAUGACUGUGAAAAAAUUCUACUCGAUAAAAGAAAGAGAAAAUGAAUUUCAGGUGUUCUGAAGAGAUCAGCGCCUACAGAACGAAUUUGUACAAAUACUUGAACAGAAGCAUCUUCAUUUACUUUUCCGUGGCUCAUGCGGUUAGCGCACUAGCGCAGCGUAAUGACCCAGGAGUCUCUCACCAAUGCGGUCGCUCAUGCUGGCUUCCUCUCCGGCCGUACGUGGGAAGGUCUCUCAGCAACCUACGGAUGGUCGUGGGUUUCCCACGGGCUCUGCUUGGUUUCCACC
Molecule: messenger RNA, 2750 nt
Organism: Liolophura sinensis
Lineage: Eukaryota; Metazoa; Mollusca; Polyplacophora; Chitonida; Chitonidae
Exons: 1
Coding region: 1-2523 (840 amino acids)
Source: RefSeq, a predicted model, not a curated record